AUGAUUAUUUAUAUUUUAUUUUCAUUAUUAGCAGCAGUUAUUGUCCAUUUGGUGUAUAAGAAACAAACAGGGUUCAAAUUAAAGGGUAAACAUAUUGUUGUUGUUGGUGGAUCAAGUGGAAUUGGUAAAGAAUUAGUUUAUGAAUUAUUAAAAGAAAAUAUUGCUAGUAUUUCAGUUAUUUCAAGAAGUUUAGAUAAAUUAAGAUCAGUUGUUGAUGAUUGUCCAUCUGAAGUAUGUACAAAAUCCACACCUUUAAAUGUUGGAUCAUUAAAAUCAAAAAUUGAAAUUUAUUCAUGUGAUAUUACAAAUAAAAUUAAAGUUAAAGAAACCAUUGCACAAAUUGUAUCAAAGAAUCAAGGUGGUAAAAUUGAUUGUUUAAUAAAUUGUGCAGGAUUUGCGAUUCCAGGAUAUUUCAUUGAACAAGAUGAAGAAAUCUUUGAAAAGACAAUGCAAUUAGAUUAUUUCGGAUCAUUAUAUGCAACCAAAGAAGUUGUACCAUUAAUGAUUGAAAAUGGUGGUCAAGGUGGUCACAUUGUAUUCGUAUCGUCAACAUGUGGUUUAGUGGGUGUACCAGGUUAUUCAACUUAUUGCCCAUCGAAAUUCGCAUUGAGGGGAUUAGCUGAAACAUUAAGAUCAGAAUUGAAACCAUAUAAAAUUACAUUCUCUGUUGUUUAUCCACCAGAUACCGAUACACCAGGAUAUCAACAAGAGAAUCUCACAAAACCAGAAGAAACCGUUGCAAUCAGUGGUGGAGGUAAAGCAGUAUCACCAUUGGAAGUUGCUAAAUCAAUCGUUAGUGGUAUUAAAAAUGGCGAUUAUCAUAUCGCCUACGAUGUUCCAACUAAACUUUGUGCUGUAUUAUCACCAGGUCUCACCCCAUUCUAUUUCUCUUUCUUUGAUAUCCUUUUAGCUCCAAUUUGUCGUUUAGUUGGUAUAAUUGCAAUGAAUCAAAAUGAUGCAGAAGUUUUAAAAUCUUGGAAAAAAAGAAAUCAAUUAAAAAAAUAA
Molecule: messenger RNA, 1005 nt
Organism: Dictyostelium discoideum AX4
Lineage: Eukaryota; Evosea; Eumycetozoa; Dictyosteliales; Dictyosteliaceae
Gene: ksrA-1
Product: 3-dehydrosphinganine reductase
Exons: 2
Coding region: 1-1005 (334 amino acids)
Biological process (GO): sphingolipid metabolic process; sphingolipid biosynthetic process
Cellular component (GO): endoplasmic reticulum
Molecular function (GO): 3-dehydrosphinganine reductase activity
Source: RefSeq, a predicted model, not a curated record